Molecule: messenger RNA, 435 nt
Organism: Penicillium maclennaniae
Lineage: Eukaryota; Fungi; Ascomycota; Eurotiomycetes; Eurotiales; Aspergillaceae
Exons: 1
Coding region: 1-435 (144 amino acids)
Source: RefSeq, a predicted model, not a curated record
AUGCCGCACUCCUUCUAUCAUGCCCAAGACAUGGACGGCUCUCUGUCCCCUUUGGACCUCCCCAGCGCUUUCGGUGUGUUUGAAGCCGACCUCGAUAACGAAAUAGCAGCACAUAUGUUCAACCAAUAUAUCAUGGAGGAAUGUCUCGAUGAGGAUUGUGGGGUGGACUUUUCGGAUGUGGCAGGGCAGCGCCUGCCUGGCUCGGAUUCUAGAUGGGUCCCGGCUCCCGCUGCAUCGACACCUUCUAUUCAACCAUCUUUCAUGAACAACAAUGCUUUCAUGGUUAUCGAUCCUCACAUGGGUUUGAAUACUCCCAUGGCCAGCAGCACUUCUCCCACCGAAAGGUCCGACGCUGCCCCGUCAUUGUCAACGUGCGAACCCAAUUUUACUCCCCCUGACACCGCCGACUCCGUCUCCACGGACUCCAAUGGAUGA